Molecule: messenger RNA, 899 nt
Organism: Cantharellus anzutake
Lineage: Eukaryota; Fungi; Basidiomycota; Agaricomycetes; Cantharellales; Hydnaceae
Exons: 2
Coding region: 187-543 (118 amino acids)
Source: RefSeq, a predicted model, not a curated record
CAGGCCAUCCUUGAGUUUCAAAAUCAGCGAGGUGGCUCAUCGACACUCAAGGUACCCUCUAAUCCCGGCACGGGAUCUAGCUCUCCGACACCUUCUCCUACAUCCACCAUCCCCCGGAUGACCUUUCCCGCAAAGUGAAUCAUAUCGAAUCGUACGGACCAGCUCUAUUAGCCGUGCUAGCCGUUAAUGCUGUCAUUAUGGUUGUGGUUGUCAUCGUCGGCAUUAUGUACCUUCGACGGAGCUGUGGGAGAGACCGGGCGACAGGGGAUACUCCGGAGAUGGGCCGCAGCCGAAAUCUGGUCUCCUCCAGAAUCCCUUUUCAUCUAUGGGCUUCCGUGGUCUUUCAAGCGAACGAAGAAACGGGGUCGCAAUGGACCAGCCAAUAAUACGAUCUCGACAAUGGGGCUCCCGCCCAAUGGAAACAACACCGAGGAAUUCCGUUCGAAUAAUCCUGGGAUUUCCGAUUGUCCGGUUUCGUUGCAAAAUUCCGAUGCAGCGUAUAGAGGCGCUCCUCUGUCGAAACGUAUCGCAUGUCCACCGUGAGUUCCGGCUUGAGGAAUCCCAGCAUCAGUGCGAACUUCCUGCCUCCUGCCUCGCUCAUGACGCCUGGUAUGGAUACAGAGACUCCAAUGCCAGGAGGAGAUGAUCACCAGGUUCAGCAACUGAGGGGUAAGGAAGACCACGCUUCCUGGCGUUGCCCCUUCACAAGUAAACGAUACAUGCCUGUAACUUAUAGCUUUCUUUAGGAUGCCGUACGUUAGCUCAUCCCUUCCUGUCCGUAUUGAAUUCUAUAACCUGCCUAUCUCCGCCUCAACGAACAAGUUCGCACCUGCGUUACGCUGCCCUCGCCGACCUCGAACAUCAUAAUGCAGAGCAUUCGAAAAGGCCGUCCAAGACUG